AUGGCUGCCGCGCCUUUGCGCAACGUAGCCUUAACGGCAUCACAAACAACGACCAUUCUGACCUCCGUCAACAUGACGAGCGUCAUCAAAACCAAACAAAUCAACGACUUCAACACCGGCAUCGUGUGCUUCCUAGAUAGCCCCAACGGCGGGGAGUUUUGCCAAAUCAUUCAACUCGUGCCGGGCACAAUGUCGCUCGCAGUUUGCAUGUCGCCAAACCGGGCGGCACACUGCGCGUCCGAAAUCCCAACUGGCGCGGCGCAAGAGACAAAAACUGUCCUCGACAGGACACCGGUCGAGGUUUUAGUGGAAGUGUUUCAGCACCUGGACAUGACAUCCGCCUUCAGCCUGGCUGCCACGAACAAGCGGUUCUCCGGUAUAUUUGCAGAAAAUCGAACCUCAAUCGUGCUACGGAUAGCUCAGGAGGAAUUCAGCCCAUUCGACAGUCUUCUUCAGGUUGUCAAGGCAUCACCUGCCGAUCUGAUGAUCCCGUGGGAAGCAAGGGUUGAGAACUCUGACAUCAACCGGCUUCUUUCGAUUUGCCGUACGGUGCGAGGCUGGGAACGCAUUUUCCCACAGCACCGCUUCAAUGCGUCGCCGCUGAUGACACGGAGCCUGACAUCGCGGGAAAAUUUUCGCCUGCGCCGGGCCCUCUAUCACUGGAUGCGCUACGCAUAUUAUUUCCACGGGGACCUGGUGCGCCCCAACGUCUUCGUCCCGUCGGGAAGAGACAUUCGUAUCAACCAACUCCGUUCAUUGUCAAACAGCGAACUAGGCGAACUCAAGGAUCUUUGGCGUACAGUUGAGGAUAUCAUUGAGCUGACGAUGUGUCCGUCGAUUGCGAAUGUACGCAUCGGUGCUGAUUUUGAGCUCUCCGAGAAGGAUGCCGCGCGUAUUGGCUGGGGUGAGCAGCGCGAGAACCGUAUCGUCGUUGCUACUAUGAGCAAGCUGUCUCCCGAUGAGCUGCUCUACUACAUGGAGAAUAGUCACAAGUUUACCAAGCUACGCCUGAUCCAAGAUAUCCGUCAACGCCACCCGCAUUUUGAGUUUGACACGGAGAGCCUCACUAUUGCUCUGUCCUGCGUGAUCCACGAGCGCUGGGGCAGAAUGCAGACGGAAUUUCCCGCAAUGACGCAGCCAUCGAGCGGCACCCUUUGUCUGCCAGUUUACACGCGGAUGAUGGGCCAGUGCCACGGCGGCAUUCUCGACUGGGAUGAUCCGGCAACGGAGGCCGACUGCGCGCGUGUCGGUGAAAUGAUAGGUCUCAACCUCGACUGGCGCCCAGAAGAGUCCUUCUUUCGUUCACGUCCCGAGAUUCCUACAGGCCUCCUGAAUCCAUAA
Sporothrix brasiliensis 5110 is the source of this 1341-nucleotide messenger RNA. RefSeq lists its product as uncharacterized. Gene Ontology annotation, molecular function: protein binding. The record is from RefSeq and is a predicted model, not a curated record. The transcript has 5 exons. The coding region runs from base 1 to 1341 and encodes 446 amino acids. Lineage: Eukaryota; Fungi; Ascomycota; Sordariomycetes; Ophiostomatales; Ophiostomataceae.